Hibiscus syriacus is the source of this 1010-nucleotide messenger RNA. RefSeq names its product aspartic proteinase-like. Lineage: Eukaryota; Viridiplantae; Streptophyta; Magnoliopsida; Malvales; Malvaceae. The transcript is spliced from 9 exons. Bases 48 to 1010 code for a protein of 320 amino acids. Gene Ontology annotation, molecular function: aspartic-type endopeptidase activity. The record is from RefSeq and is a predicted model, not a curated record. Gene Ontology annotation, biological process: proteolysis.
UCAUCGACUUACCUUUCCCUUUAGUUUCUUUCGUCUAAGCGGUUAACAUGGGAACGACUUUCAAUGUGGUUGUGCUGUCGUUGUUCAUCUCCUCCCUUUUAUUUUCCGUCGUAACUGCAUCUAGUGAUGGGUUGGUUAGAAUUGGGCUGGAAAAGCUGAAAUUCGAUCCGAACAACCGGCUGGCUUCCCGGCUUGAAUCCAAGGAUCGAGAGGCUCUCAUAGCAUCUAUGAAAAAGCAUCGCUUCCGUAACUAUCUUGGAGACUCGGAGGAUGUGGAUAUUGUUGCCUUGAAGAACUACAUGGAUGCUCAGUACUAUGGUGAGAUUGGUGUAGGAACUCCACCACAAAAAUUCACUGUUAUAUUUGAUACUGGCAGUUCAAAUUUGUGGGUGCCAUCAUCUAAGUUCUCGAUUACAUGUUAUCUCCAUUCCAAGUACAAGGCAAGUGAGUCAAAAACAUAUAAGAAGAAUGGGAAAUCUGCUGCUAUUCACUAUGGCACUGGUGCUAUUUCUGGUUUAUUUAGUUAUGACAAUGUUCAAGUUGGUGACUUGGUUGUGAAAGAUAAAGAAUUUAUUGAGGCUACUAAGGAGCCAGGUCUUACGUUUUUGGUGGCCAAAUUUGAUGGGAUAUUAGGACUUGGGUUUAAGGAGAUUUCAGUUGGGAAAGCUGUCCCAGUGUGGUACAACAUGAUCAAGCAAGGUCUUAUCAAGGACCCUGUAUUUUCAUUUUGGCUUAACCGCAAUGUUGAGGAAAAAGAGAGUGGUGAAAUUGUUUUCGGAGGGGUUGAUCCAGACCAUUACAGGGGGAAGCACACAUAUGUCCCUGUUACACAAAAAGGCUACUGGCAGUUUGACAUGGGUGAUGUUCUUAUUGGUGACAAACCAACUGGAUAUUGUACUGGAGGCUGUGCGGCAAUUGCAGAUUCUGGAACUUCUUUGCUUGCAGGUCCAACGGUAAGCCAUAAUAAUGAUGUCUCAAUGUGUAUGUCAGAAAAUUUGGUUAUGCGAUAG